CUUUCGACACUUCAACAACAAAAAUUUUAAAAAAGAAGAAAAAAAAAAGUUUGUCACUUUCCAUUCGAAUAAUUACCCUACAAAGUCCCCAAAUCAUAUUUCUAAAUUCUAAUUCCAUUUUCCCCUCCAGAUUCCCGAGAAAGUGAGAGAAAAUUCAAACCCAAAAGAAAAAGAAUUCCAGAACCAGACCCACAUCUUCCUUUUCCCCAACUCAAUACUUACCAUUUGGCGUAACAGAAAAAUUCUCCCCCUUCAUUUUUCUGCUGUCCGCCAUUGUUGAUCUUCUCGAAGCUUGGGUUUUCCAGAUUGCUGCUGCCGGUCGGCGGAGGAGAUGGAUUUGAGCCGGAGGAGGGCGGCGGCGAGGGGCAGCGUGGUGGCGGGCUCUGUGUGGGAGAGCAGGAUCAGAUUCGAUGAAGUCAGAGGUGGCAUUAGGGUUUUUAACGGAGACGAUGGAAAUGGCGAAUGUGGGGUUCCGGCCGCCGUUCCCGGCGGAGUCGGUGGCGGCGCGAGGAGGAAGACGUGGAAAUCGGAGGAGGGUUUUAAUUCGAUCCUCAUCGCUGAGGAAAAACCCGAUGAGUCGCCGAGUAGCGGCGAUGAACAGAAUCGGAAAAGCCCGAUUCUGGCGAGGAAAUUGAGAUCCAACGGCAGCCCCCCAAUCAAACCGAUUCAAGUCUCCGGCGAGAGAACAGAGAAGAACUCAGCGAGGAAGAAGACCGAUCAAACUCGCAAAUCUGCCGGUGGUACGAGACCGGCAAACGGAAUCGGGAAAAACUCGCCGGAGAAAAACUUCGAGGAGUUUAAUGAAUGCAAAGAGAAGCUCAUUUCUUCAGCUCCCCAACUUUUCUUCGACGCCCAUGAAAAAGAAGAAGAAGCAGAGAUUGAGAAAAAAAGCUUCGAUGUUAAGGAAAUAAAUUUACCAGAGCGCAAGAAAAUCGCGGCAGAAACUUUCCCGGGAAACAAACAGAAACUGCAGACAUUAAUGGAUUUAAUAAUGUGGAGAGAUUUCUCAAGAUCCGCGCUGGUUUUUGGGGCGGGGAAUUUCAUUAUAAUCCUCUCGUUUUUCAUCAAGGACAUCAAUAUCAGCUUUAUCAGUGUGAUUUCCCAUCUGGGUCUUCUUUUUCUCGCUGCCAUCUUCCUCCACAGGUCGAUUUUUGGCAGGAGAAAAGAAAUUGGUGGGGUUGAUGAAAAUUACGUGGUUGGAGAAGAAGAAAUGAUUCGAUUUGCCAAACGAUUAGUUCCUUGCGUGAAUGAGUUGCUACAAAAUCUUAAGGCUCUGUUCCGUGGAGAUCCUUCUGCAACCAUGAAGUUGGCGGUAUUGCUGUUUGUGUUAGCGAAGUGGGGCAAAUUCAUCACUCUUUGGAAUGUUGUCAAAUGCGGAUUCUUCGCGCUUUUCACACUGCCUAAAUUAAUUACCCACGGUGAUCAUUGGAUGAAAUUUCUUUGGAGUUCUUGGAAGAUAUGUUCCCACAAGAAGGGAAUGGCCAUUGCCAUCUUCUUUAUAACAUGGAAUUUCUCUUCAAUUCUAUAUCGAAUUUGGGCAGCUUUCAUAGUGUUUGUGAGCUUUCGGUACUACCAAGAGUCUUCAGAAAGAGAUGGUUGGGUUAAAAAUGUGGAAGCAGCUCGAAGUAACGACACCAUUUCGGUAAGUUCAAAGCUCAAGAGACAAUAUUGAUCAAUUUUGAGGCUCUUUUUCUCUGUUCUUUAUAGCUAGGUCGAAAUUUCCAUGUAAAUGAAUGUGUUAUGUUAGAAAGCCAUCAUGUAUCUUACGAAGGAGAAAAAAAAAUGGAGAAAUGGUUAUUUUCUAAAAAAUCAACUAAUAAUUCUUCGAAAUGUAAAAGCGAGAAAAUAGUAAUUAGAGAGAGACAACCCACAUAAUACCUCUAACAAAUUAAGGUUUGAAUC
Molecule: messenger RNA, 1902 nt
Organism: Momordica charantia (bitter melon)
Lineage: Eukaryota; Viridiplantae; Streptophyta; Magnoliopsida; Cucurbitales; Cucurbitaceae
Source: RefSeq, a predicted model, not a curated record